UUAAUAGUAAAGAUAGAAAUGUAGCACCCCAUCCACUUCCCAACCCUCCCCCCAUCUCUCUCUCUCUCUCAAUGGAGACGAAACGUCAGCUUUUCAUCUUCACUGCGGCGGCGCUGCUAAUCUACGCCGGGUGCGCAUCCUCCGCCAAACAAUGCUCCGACUGCGGCAACACCACAGUCCCAUACCCACUCAGCACGAGCCCCACCUGCGGCGACCAGUCCUACAAAAUCCGCUGCGACGCGGCGGCUGGCGGCGGCACGCUGGUGUUCGACACACUCAACAACACGUACCCAAUCGCAUCUAUCAACCCCUCCGCCCAGCGCUUCGUGAUCAAGCCGGCCACCCUGGUCUCCAACGCCACCUGCGUCACCUCCGAUCUCGUCCACCAGGGUCUCCAGCUCAACAGCUCGCUCCCAUUCAACGUCACCAGCAGCAACACCAUCUUGUACCUUAACUGCACCGCCGACUUGCUCCGCUCGCCUCUGAAUUGCUCGUCCUCGAGUCUCUGCCACGUGUAUGCUAAUUACACCGGGGGAGUCUGUGCCAACGCUCCGCUGUGUUGUACCUUCAGAGCAGGUGGGUCGUCCACUUCGUACAUGAUUCGGGUUAGGGAGUCCGGGUGCAGUGCUUACACGAGCUUUGUGAACUUGGACACGAGUUUGGGAGUGGACCGGUGGGGUCAACCCGGUUUGGAGAUUCAGUGGGUGUCGCCGAGAGAACCGGUUUGUGGGUCCCAGGUGGAUUGUAAUGAUGGUGGGAACUCAACUUGUGGGCUUGACCCAGCUGAGAGUGGGGUCAGGAGGUGCUUCUGUAACUCUCCACUUGUCUGGGACCCAAUACAAGGGGUCUGUGUAAAAUAUUGUCAAGAUGCUCAGGGCUGUGGCAAAGCAGACAGGACAGCACUUAUAGCAGGCUUAACUUCUGGCCUUGGUGCAACGCUAUUUCUAGCCAUCAUCGCCAUCCUACUCUAUAAACGCCAUAGGCGCAUCAUAGAAGCACAAGAACGCCUGGCCAAAGAGCGCGAAGAUAUCCUAAAUGCUAGUGGUGGAGGCAGAGCUGCAAAAUUAUUCACUGGCAAAGAAAUUAAGAAAGCAACACAUGAUUUUUCCAAGGACCGCCUCCUAGGUGCUGGUGGGUAUGGUGACGUCUACAAAGGCUUUCUACAAGAUGGCACUGUUGUAGCAGUUAAGUGUGCUAAGCUUGGAAACACCAAAGGCACUGAUCAGGUCCUCAAUGAGGUCCGAAUUCUAUGCCAAGUUAAUCACCGGAGCCUUGUGCACCUUCUAGGUUGUUGUGUUGAGUUAGAGCAGCCUAUUUUGGUCUAUGAGUACAUUGAGAAUGGAGCGCUUUUAGAACAUCUGCAGGGUCUAAAACAUGGCGGGCGAGGCCAACUUACUUGGAGCCAUCGUCUCCGCAUUGCUCAUGAUGCUGCUGAAGGUCUCGCUUAUCUCCAUUCAUCUGCUGUUCCUCCAAUAUAUCAUCGCGAUGUCAAGUCUAGUAACAUUUUACUCGAUGAGAAAUUGAAUGCUAAGGUUUCUGAUUUUGGGUUAUCUAGGUUGGCUCAUACUGAUAUGAGUCACAUCUCAACGUGUGCUCAAGGAACUCUGGGAUACCUUGAUCCUGAAUAUUAUAGAAACUACCAGUUGACCGAUAAGAGUGAUGUUUAUAGUUUUGGAGUUGUGUUGUUGGAGCUAUUGACGUCUCAGAAGGUGAUUGAUUUUAAUAGGGCAGAAGAUGAUGUGAACUUGGCAGUUUAUGUGCAGAGAAUGGUGGAGGAAGAAAGGAUAAUGGAUGUCAUUGAUCCGUUGCUAAAAGAGGCAGCAACCACUUUGGAGAUGGAGACCAUGAAGGCUUUGGGUUUUCUGGCAGUGGGUUGCUUGGAAGAACGUAGACAGAACCGGCCUUCCAUGAAAGAGGUUACUGAGGAGAUUGAAUACAUCAUAAGCAUUGCCAAGGCAAAGGCUGUAGAGAAUUAGCAGUUAAGAGGUUUCCAUGGACAUUGGGAUAAGUCAUGAUUGGUGUUUGUUUUUGUUGUAAUUAUGUCUCCUACCUAUGACAUGAUUUCGUUUAGCUUAUGACGUAUAUGGGUGUGUAUCACCUUAGUUUUGGUUUGAUAAUAA
Molecule: messenger RNA, 2120 nt
Organism: Quercus lobata
Lineage: Eukaryota; Viridiplantae; Streptophyta; Magnoliopsida; Fagales; Fagaceae
Product: wall-associated receptor kinase-like 20
Exons: 3
Coding region: 72-1976 (634 amino acids)
Biological process (GO): protein phosphorylation
Molecular function (GO): protein kinase activity; ATP binding; polysaccharide binding
Source: RefSeq, a predicted model, not a curated record